CUUUCUUCAUGGAUUUAAAUAUAAAUAUCUGUUCAAGUUGUAAAGUACGCGUCUUACUCAUUCCAGUCUCUCCUAUAAAAAAAUCAACAUUUGAUAAACAUGUUGAACUCUUAAAAACCUUUUGUCUUGUUCGUCUGGGCGAUGUUACGCCUGACUUGAAAAAAGGUGCCAGCGGUAAGCUAAAAUUUGCUGCAUAAUGUAUGUGUAACCAAAAUCAAAAAAAAAAAGCCAUGUUCAGUAGCCAGGUUUUUCAAGAAGGUCAAAUGCAUUUUGAAUUCUUGACUCAUUAUACUCGUGAGCAUCAAGAGCUGGAAGAAUUUCAGCCACAUAGACGUGCUUUUGGUAUUAUUGGCAUCAUGGAUUGUCAAGAAUGGAAAACAAAAGGUCUUUAUGAAGGCUAUAAGCAAUUUGAAAAGGAUUUAGAUAUGUAUCCAGCAGGCGUAGUGACAAGAUGCUUUGGCUUUGAUCCCUCAGAAAGUCAAGAAGACAACACAAAAGGUUUAAUCAUGAUUCCUAAUGUUGGCAACAUGUCUUUUUAUAUGAGCACUAUGAUGUGUGAUUUUGCAAGUGACAUACUUGAAUUGUUUGGAACAUUGGCUCAUCGCAUUCAGAAUACAACCAUGUUGGAGUCUCCUUUACCUCUGAGACUUAGUCACAUUCCAGUUCAGCAGAGAGAACACCCUCGAUUUUCUCAACCACCCUUAACACUAUCCGCUCAAAAUACCUCUAUCUCAAAAAGGUCCUCUUUUCCUCUGCAAUCACCACGCGUAUCUGAGACCACAGGAGAGACCAGUAGGACAAAAAAAAGGACCAGUGGUCGAAUCAAAAAACUGCUGGGUGACUUUUACUUAUUGGCAGGGCGAUUGCCUGAUGCUGUCAACUUUUAUGAGCAUGCCAUGGAGAUGACCAAGAUGACGUCGGAUUAUCUAUGGCUUGCCAGUGCCAUGGAAGGUUGGUUAUGCGCUACUGUCUUACUUGAGUAUUUGCAAAUGGAUCAUAUUGUUUCCAGAACACCUAUGGGCUCUUAUCAGAGUGAUUCUGUUGUGGAUGAUACGAUUGAAUUCCCGCCUACACCCACUACAGCUAAAGGGCCUCGUUCAACACUGCAUGUGUUGGCUGAACAUUAUGGCCUGCUGAUUCACAAUUAUAGUCGAGUCAUGUUAACAGCUAGUUUUCCUGUACCUGAUGUGGUUUUUGCAGAAGCAUGUAUGAAAAUUGCACGUAUAUUGACAACAGCCUAUCUAAACGGUGGAUGGAACCAUGAGACCAUCACUUUGAUCGUACAAGGUCAAUUACACCAUGGAAUAUUAACUCAAGGUCAAUUCAAACAAGGUAGUGGUGUAUCUCGCUCAGAUAUUGGUGAAUGGGUCACUAAAAUAUGGGAAAUACAACUCGAACAUCUUGCGCUGUUGGACCAGAUAUCUUUGACGAAUGCCAUGUCGUGUGUUUAUUCUUCUAUUGGCUACCAUCGAAAGGCAGCCUAUACUAUGCAUAAAAGCAUUCAGAGUAUGCUUCCGCUCUUGAUACAAUACCGUAGAGCCAACUUGAAAGAGAAUAACACAGUAUCAGAUCAAGGUGUGCUUGAGAUCCUGAGACGUAUGUGUGAUAUCUAUGGUGUUGGCCAACAUCAUGUACGAGACAGAGGUACUCUUUUUGAUCAGACUCAACCUACCCUGAAACCUACCAAUACAGCGUGUCAGUUGGGUUGGCCAGAGUUACAGAUAGAGAUCCUUAAACAAUGUAUUUCUGUCUCUGAAGCAUUGAUUGACCAUGGUUCUCGACUUUACUAUACAACCAUUCUAUUAAGAAACUUGUAUCAAUACAUACCAAAAGCAGAACAGAUCAAGCUGGCAACCACAAUUCAAGCCAUUGUCAUGAACUCAACUAGAGAUAAGAAAAUCAAGACUUCUUCCAUCAAUUAUUGGGGUGUCAAUAUUGUCUCUCAUGUCGAAGCAAAAAAGCCUAUUUCUCGAAAAGCGGUUUAUGCUCAACCAAUCAAGAGUGAUACAGUCAUUGACUCAAGCAACACUGAAGCAUCGAAUGACCCAUUUAUAUAUAAUCCUUUCGCAAAAAAGACAGAAAGUGAACAAAAAGUUAUGCUUGUUAAAAAUGAGUUAUCUGAAUUCAAGGUAUCAUUAGUCAAUCCAUUUGGAUUUGAUUUAGAAUUACAAAACAUUGUUUUGAGUACAUCGGGUGUUGCUUUUCAUGCUAUCCCAACAGCUCUGACUAUACCUGCUAAUGCUACGAUUCAUGUUCAAUUGAUGGGCACACCAGAGGAAACAGGUGCGCUUGUUAUACGCGGUUGUUUUAUUAGAAUCAUUGGUUUUGCAGAGCAAGAGUUUCUUGUCAACACAUCAGACAAAGAAUCAUCAAAACAUCAACAUUUUAUCAAGAUAAAGCAUAGCGGUUUGAAUGCCCUUGAUUUUAGUAAAAAUAAAGAAGAAAAAACCAACGAUAGUAGUCCAGCGCAUUUCUACACAGUCAAUGUUAUUGAGGAUCAACCCUUACUUAAGAUUAAAAAGACAUCUUUAUUACAUAGUGCAGUUAUGUUGUAUGAAGGAGAAGUUAUACAGAUGACCAUAGAUUUAGAAAAUAUUGGCCUUGUUCCUGUUGACUUUGUUACUUUGUCAUUUGUAGACUCUACUACUUCUAGUCCUGUCUUUAUCAAUCCAGAACUUCCUCCUGAAGAUCAAUACGAAAUUGAACUUUAUACAAAAGGCACAAGUGUAUUCUCAUGGGAAGGCACAUCUGAAAAAAGAAGCAAUGAAUUGAUUGGAAAAAAGAUAUGGUUACCACCAGGCGCAAUUACUACCAUCAAAAUCAAUGUCUAUGGCAAAAGAGAUUGUCGAGGAGGAACCAUUCAGAUUGAUUAUGGUUAUCUUGAUCGUACCAAGUCAUCUUCAACUUCAAGACCAGAAACUGCUUUAUUUCAUACAAGACAACUGUAUCUUAAUGUGCUUAUUACAGUAUAUCAAAACCUUGAAUGUUUGAAUUGGGAUGUAGCGCAUCUUAGACACAGUAUUCCAGCUUCUAAAGAAGCAAUUGAGGUAGCCAUGAAACGCAUACGUCAAACAACUCUCAAUGACUUGAAUAUUCCUUCAGAAAAACAACCUGUUGAAGACGUGCUGCUUGUCACUCGAAAUAUCGAACUAGAGAAUCAAGAAAUAAACGAUUUUUGUCUGGUCACAGUUGAUGUUCACAAUAUCUGGACUGUACCCUUUGAUGUUGAAUUCACAAUCAAUCAUGCUGACAAACGAGAAAAAGACCACAUUCUAUCUCGGACAACCAUUCAAGCUGGAUCUACAGUCAGAAUCAUUCUGCCUAUCAAGCGUUUGUUCUUACCUAACAGCAUUUGCAAUCAAGCCAUUCCUUCUUUUGAUCCUAACAAACAAUUUGUUGUAUCUCAAGGCCCUAACAUCUCAAAAGAACAACAGGCAGCACGCCUUCAGAUGUUUUGGUAUAGAGAAGAGUUGUUGGACAGCAUAAAAGCAAGUUGGAAAUGCAGAGUAUCUCAUCGUUCUGGUAGACUCAAUCUUCGUCCUUCUUUGCGUAUGUCAUCUACACAACUAGGCAUACUCAAAAAGGAAGAUGUAGCAUUUUCAAUAGACAUGAAAGGCAAAAGUGUUGAGAAGUUAAGCCAUCGAAGAUUCAGUUGUCUUUGCAAUGACUAUGUGAUCCUGACCAUUUCUGUUAAAAAUCGAUUUUCCUAUCCAAUCAAACUGAUACUUAGACUUCAGCCUGUUCAAAGCUACAAUGAUGGUGUCAAAGAAUAUGAUCUUUCAGACAAGUUGUUUAUAGAGGGAUUAAAGCAAGUUGUCUUGCCAGAAGUAAAGUACUUAUUCUAUAAAUCUGUGUGUCUCAUGUGGCUGCUUUAGAUUCCUGCUAUCCAUGGAUUUGCAUCUUAUUCAUUUCCACUCUAUUUCCUGUCUCGAGGACAAUUUGAAUUGCUAUACCAUGCAGAGGAUAUCUACAAACGAAAGGUAUACUAUGAUCAUGAAUGGGUUAUUGUAGAUGCUACUGAAUAAUAGUAAUAACAAUAAUAAUAAUAAUAAUAAUAAAA
Messenger RNA from Gilbertella persicaria, 4060 nucleotides. Its product is annotated as TRAPP II complex. The record is from RefSeq and is a predicted model, not a curated record. Bases 201 to 3875 code for a protein of 1224 amino acids. Gene Ontology annotation, cellular component: trans-Golgi network. The transcript has 12 exons. Lineage: Eukaryota; Fungi; Mucoromycota; Mucoromycetes; Mucorales; Choanephoraceae.